AUGGUCUUAUUUAGGUCCCUCGUCUUCUUCUCGGCGACAGCUUGUGCCGCUACGGCACCGCCAUCACAAUCACAGGGAGGAAUCAUGGCGGAACAAGGACUCCCCGAUGGCAUCUACCAAGCCGCUGCCGUACAAGGCCCUACAUUCGAAGCCCCAUCGGCUGUCCCAUCCAGUCACUUGUCUCUCCGCGGAUGGAAACAUCCGCCCGGCGAGGGCGACUUCCACGAAAAACCCGGCCCGCAUACGGAGGAUGAGUAUUCGGUGCCCAUACACGCCACCAGGCAUUCGUGCCACAAGGAUCGUCACAUCUUGCUCAACAGCACUGAGUAUCGCCGCGCCAUCGACAACCUCUGGGACUAUUGCCAGAACUUCAAGGUCCCCUACCACGGCGCUCACUUGUCCAUCGUCGGCGAUGUCAUGGUGUACGUUUGCGCGUAUGGCAGAGAGAGGCCCUGCCACCGACACGAGUGGAACGAGGCGGAACAAAUCAUGGAUAAAAAGUGCGGGCAGGGAAAGGGCUCGCACGUACAGAUGAGGAAAAAGCUCAAGGAGUAUGGAAGGGCCCACGUUGGGAAGAAGGUUUGCGCUUCGUCUAGCUUGGGAAUGGAUCUUGAAUGGAAGACGAAGCCGCUUCCUGUAUUGGUGAAUGGCCAGACGCUCGGCCAUUGGAAGGCUGGGCCGCCUAGAUAUAAGGCUGGCGACCCUCAAUAUAAGGCGGAAGAGGAUGGGAAGAAGGAGGAUAAGGCAGAAGAGGAUGGAAAGAAGGAGGAUAAAGUGGAAGAUGAUGGGAAGAAGAAGGAUAAGGCGGGCUAG
Messenger RNA from Trichoderma atroviride IMI 206040, 813 nucleotides. RefSeq lists its product as uncharacterized. Lineage: Eukaryota; Fungi; Ascomycota; Sordariomycetes; Hypocreales; Hypocreaceae. The record is from RefSeq and is a predicted model, not a curated record.